Fonsecaea nubica is the source of this 1446-nucleotide messenger RNA. RefSeq lists its product as hypothetical. The record is from RefSeq and is a predicted model, not a curated record. The coding region runs from base 1 to 1446 and encodes 481 amino acids. NCBI's taxonomy places the organism in Eukaryota, Fungi, Ascomycota, Eurotiomycetes, Chaetothyriales, Herpotrichiellaceae. Gene Ontology annotation, cellular component: membrane. The transcript has a single exon.
AUGGGUGGUGUCCUCGCUAUCCCAGCCCUUAUCCUGCCCUCUGCGGCGACGCUGUGGUCAGUGGCAGCCUCGUGCUGCGGCGCAGCAUCAUGUUCAAUGAUCUGUGGACCUUGUGGCAUGUCCAAGUUCCGAUCCUCCAUCGCCACGAGAAUUGCCUAUGCCAUGAUUCUGCUGGUCAACAGUAUUCUGGCCUGGAUAAUGCUCACACCUUGGGCCAUCAAAAAGCUGGAACACCUGACUCUGGAUUAUAUGACCUUCAAAUGUGGUUCAUCUGAGUGUUAUGGGUAUUUUGCGGUUCAGCGCAUCAAUUUUGCCUUGGGCAUGUUCCAUCUGAUCCUCUCCGUCCUGCUCAUUGGAGUCCGAAGUACCAAAGACACCCGAGCAGGUCUGCAGAAUGGCUUCUGGGGUCCGAAACUGCUGGUUUGGAUCGGCUUCAUCGUCAUCUCUUUUUUUAUUCCCGAGGGCUUUUUCAUGUUCUGGGGGAACUACGUCGCAUAUGUGGGGGCGAUGCUCUUCGUGCUCUUGGGGUUGAUUCUUCUUGUCGAUCUCGCGCACACGUGGGCAGAACUCUGUCAGGACAAGAUUGAUGAAGGUGAUGGGCCCAACUACCGGCUGUGGCAAGUUUUACUUAUGGGGUCAAGCUUGGGGAUGUAUCUGGCUGCACUCGCCAUGACGAUCGUCAUGUACAUCUUCUUUGCCAGCAGUGGGUGCAGCAUGAACAUCGCGGCCAUCACCAUCAACCUCGUCCUCCUCUUUGUCGUGACGUUCCUGAGUGUUCAGCCGACGAUUCAAGACGCCAACCCAAAAGCAGGUCUGGCACAGUCAGCCAUGGUGGCAGUUUACUGCACCUACCUUACGUUCUCGGCGGUUGCCAUGGAACCUGAUGACAAGCACUGCAAUCCCCUCAUCCGUGCGCGGGGAGCACGGACAACUACGGUGGUGCUGGGGGCGAUUGUGACCAUGCUCACCAUCGCAUACACGACGACGCGAGCAGCUACACAAGGGUUUGCCAUGGGGUCGAACACGGGCAAGAACCGAUACGCUCAAUUGACGCAAGAUGAGAACGAACACGGGCUGGUGUCUCAGCAGCCAGCGUCACGGCGCGAGAUCAUGAGGGCGGCGGUGGAAAGCGGGGCGCUCCCGGCGUCGGCGCUGGACGAGGACUCGGAUGAUGAAGAUGGCGGUGAAGUCAGCUCCAAGGACGACGAGCGCCAAGGGACGCAGUACAACUACAGCCUGUUCCACGUGAUUUUCCUCAUGGCGACAUGCUGGGUGGCGACGCUUUUGACGCAGAAAAUGGACCCGGAGAAUUCGAGCGACUUUACCCCGGUGGGUCGGACAUACUGGGCGAGCUGGAUCAAGAUUAUCAGCGCAUGGAUAUGUUAUGCCAUCUACAGCUGGACGUUGGUGGCGCCGAUGGUGCUGGAGGGGCGAGAUUUCUCAUGA